GAGAGAGAGGGGAAAAGAAAAGAAAAAGCAUUCCCCCGAAGUUAAUCUGAGCUGCGGCCGGGAUAGUGUGAGGGGAAAGGGAACGAUGGGGGGAAGGAGGAGGUCUUUGAUUGCGGGAUUGGCUUUUCUAAUGCUUAUGGGAACUGCCGUCUAUUUCAGACUCUGGGCUAUUGAUUAUAGUGUCUCUUCUGAAGACACCGAGCUACUAAGACGACAGUUUGAUCUGGCUAACAGGGAAGCAAUGGAUGAGUCUGCUGAGUGGAGGCUAAAGUAUGAUGAGGAAGUAGACAAGGCAAGGAAAUGUUUUGAUGAACUUCAAGCGUUGCGUAUGGGGAAGAAUAAGGAUUCCUCUCUGAAGUUGGAUAAUGCUUCCAGUGUUAAUCAUAAACUGGCAGUACUGCGGAAGGAGAAUGCAGUCUUACUUGAAAGGGUGGAAACAUUAAAACGAGAGCUUGAAGAGGAAAAAUCAAGGUGUCUAACACAAUCAUUGUUCUGAUGAUUAAAAGCCUUACGUUCAAGAAGUGGCCAUUUGAGCAUGAAUGAUCUACAGAUAUUUGGAGCCUGCCCUUCGUUUCCAAUCAUGAAAGAAUUUUGAUUGCAAGAGGCACCAGCCAUUUUUUAUUGUACGACUAAUCACAUCAUCUGCCACUUCACUCAGCCUUGGUCCUACAUAGCUCACACCCUCAUCUUUGCCAUUCUGUUGGACCAUCACACUUAUAGGGAAUGCCAAUAUGAAUGCCUAAUAGUUUAUGAUGUUGUUUAUAUAUGCCAAAUAGAAUGAUCUCAUUUUGCAGCCAUUCCAGUUUUUGGAGCCAGAUUAUGUCCAAAGAAAAAAUAGAUUGUUUUGUUAGAGUUAUUGACUAAUGGAUUGUUUUGUUGCACACGAGAGUUAUUGACUCACUGAUAGUUGUAUGUUAGACUAGAGAAUUUUGGGUGAGUGAUUGGAGGCUCUGACUUCCUUGUUCGUUACUUUUGGAAACAA
Messenger RNA from Neltuma alba, 982 nucleotides. RefSeq lists its product as uncharacterized. The coding region runs from base 86 to 496 and encodes 136 amino acids. Lineage: Eukaryota; Viridiplantae; Streptophyta; Magnoliopsida; Fabales; Fabaceae. The transcript has 4 exons. The record is from RefSeq and is a predicted model, not a curated record.